Struthio camelus australis is the source of this 3193-nucleotide messenger RNA. The record is from RefSeq and is a predicted model, not a curated record. Lineage: Eukaryota; Metazoa; Chordata; Aves; Struthioniformes; Struthionidae.
GUGUGCUCCUCUUUCGAAAACGGUGUCCAACACCGAGAAGGCACCUGCAGUUGAAUAACGCCCUUGUCUCUUUGUAGGAACAUGAGGUGGAAAAGAUGUUCACCCUCAAGCCGGGCCGUCUGCCCCAGGCUGACGUCAAGAAUAUCAUUUUCUUCGUUAGGCCCAAGCUAGAGCUAAUGGAUAUAAUUACAGACAAUGUGCUCAGGGAAGACAGAGGCCGUUCUCCCCAGAGGGACUUCCACAUCCUGUUUGUGCCGCGGCGCAGCCUGCUUUGUGAGCAGUGGCUGAAGGAGCAGGGCGUGCUGGGAUCUUUCAUCCACCGAGAGCAGUACAGCCUCGACUUGAUACCCUUUGACGGAGACCUGCUGUCCAUGGAGUCUGAGAGUGCAUUUAAGGAAUGUUACUUGGAGAGCGACCAGACAAGUCUGUACCAUGCGGCGAAGGGGCUGAUGACACUGCAGGCUCUCUAUGGAACCAUCCCUCAGAUCUUUGGGAAGGGGGAGUGUGCCCGGCAUGUGGCUAAUAUGAUGAUCAGGAUGAAGCGUGAGUUCCCUGGAAGCCAGAACUCGAUAUUUCCUGUCUUUGAUACCCUCUUGUUGCUGGACCGUAACGUUGAUCUGUUGACACCUUUAGCUACGCAGCUGACGUACGAAGGGCUGAUUGAUGAAAUCUAUGGAAUUCAGAACACUUAUGUGAAACUCCCUCCUGAGAAGUUUGCCCCAAAGAAGCAGGGUGAGGGUGGGAAAGAUCUCCCCACAGAACCCAAGAAGCUCCAGCUGAAUUCUGCUGAAGAGCUGUAUGCGGAAAUCCGCGACAAGAACUUCAAUGCUGUGGGGUCAGUGCUGAGCAAGAAAGCCAAGAUCAUCUCAGCAGCCUUUGAGGAAAGACACCAUGCUAAAACCGUCGGCGAGAUUAAGCAGUUUGUCUCGCAGUUGCCACACAUGCAGGCAGCAAGGAGUUCUCUAGCAAACCACACCUCAAUUGCAGAACUCGUCAAAGACAUCACCACAUCAGAAGAUUUCUUUGAUAAUUUAACAGUGGAACAAGAGUUCAUGUCUGGAAUAGACACAGACAAGGUUAACAAUUACAUUGAAGACUGCAUUGCUCAAAAACAUCCGUUAAUCAAGAUCUUGCGUCUUGUUUGCUUGCAAUCUGUAUGUAACAGUGGACUGAAGCAGAAGGUUCUGGACCACUAUAAAAAAGAGAUUCUGCAGACUUAUGGCUAUGAACAUAUUUUGACCUUAAGCAAUUUGGAAAAGGCUGGACUCCUGAAAUCUCAGACAAGUGGUAGGAAUAACUACCCAACAAUCAGGAAAACCCUGCGCUUAUGGAUGGAUGAUGUUAAUGAACAGAAUCCCAACGAUAUCUCCUACGUUUACAGUGGCUACGCUCCGCUCAGUGUGCGCCUGGCACAGCUACUGGCUCGGCCAGGGUGGCGGAGCAUAGAAGAGGUUUUAAAGAUGCUGCCAGGCCCCCAUUUUGAGGAGAGGCAGCAGUUACCUACUGGCCUUCAGAAAAAGCGUCAACACGGUGAGAACCGAGUCACCCUGGUGUUCUUCCUGGGAGGCGUGACAUAUGCAGAAAUAGCUGCACUGAGAUUUCUGUCUCAAAUGGAAGACGGAGGCACAGAGUACGUCAUUGCCACCACAAAACUGAUCAAUGGAACAAGCUGGAUCAAAUCCCUGAUGGAAAAACUGGAGCCUGCCCCUUUCUAGGGUCUGUGGCAAGAGACUGUAAAACUGAGAGGCCGUGUGUGAUACAGGCACAUCGGUCCCUGGUCUUCUGGCAUGGCUGCUUGGACAUCAGGGAAACGUGAUGGUGGAAGAGACUCUCCUGAAACCAGUUCAUGAUGCAGUUACCCUCAUUCCUCUCUGCACUCCUUUGUUCCUGCUCCUUGUGGCACUUCCUGACAGACAAGCAGUGCUGAAAGGCACUGUCAAUGAAAUAAACAAUAGGAGAAAGAGAAGUCACUGCCUGUGGUCUGAAUCAGCAACCAAGUGCUAGGGGAGGGAGCCUGCUCCUUCCAUUUGACAGUUUGCAUCUUUCAGUUUAGUUUUAAUCUGGUGCUGUGAUUACUUUUUUGUCACCUCCCUAAGACACGCAGGAGGCAGGAUAGCUUCUCUUCCUGAUUGCAUACCAAUAUUCCUAGUCUCUCUCAUCUGAUAAUUCUGUCAAUGCGCUGAGAUCUGUUGCUAGCAGAGAUCUGUACUCAGCUGUGCUUUAAAAUGCUGUCAUAGGAGGCCCUCUAAAAUGUACUGAUUUCCUUUCUGUUCUAAGGAAAGGAGCUCCCUCCACAUUCUCUUAUUUACUGUUAGCUACAAAGGUCUCCUUUCCGGGCCAUGUUUGGGCUCUGUCCGGAACUAUUGCUUUUGGACCCAGUUCUUUGUAGCAGUGUCUAUCCACUGUUUAGACCUACAACCAUUCUUCGUUCUAGGCUUAUUCCUGCUACCAUAUGUGUGUUCCCAGUUACCUUAUCUGACCCAGUAAUUUUUUGUGAUGAUGUUCUUUUUACUACUUAGUGAUACUUUUGUUGAGAGCUUGUAGCAAUGCACAUGAAUUGAACUGCAAUUAGUGAUAAAAGUAAUGGCAAAGAACAAAGAUGUGGCAGAAGGUGCUUUCUUUCCUCCACCAUCAUUGCAUGGCUUUAAAGAAAAUUUAAAACUGUAACUUUUUUUCCUUUCUAGCACUUGCAAGAUUUGCACCAUUAUUAUGUUGCUAGAAAGGUCACGGCUUGGUAUUUCUGAAGCUGAGCUACAGUAUUUGCAACACUAGCAGGCCACGUGGUGUAACCCUUUCAGUUUGUCAGCUCAGUGGGGACUUAAGAGUGACUUUAUAUAAUCAGAAAUGGAGAAAUGGAAGUUGCCAUCACAGCUGGGUGAUGAGAGGAAAAGCCCUAGAUGAAGGCUGUACUGUGGGUUCAGCACUUAUCAGCUAGGGUUCUGCACAUGGUGGGGGUGGGUGUUUUUCUGCGCUCAGCUUUCUCAUGGUAGAUGAGGAACUUCUGCUUCUCUAAGCUCCAGCAUGUCAUGUGACAAGGCAGCCAAACAGGCCAGGCCACAGCAACUAAAUUUUUUUUCUUGGCAACUGAUUGUGCAAUGGAAAGAUAGCUGCUGCAAAGGGGAUGCAGUAAUAUUUUUAACUGCAUAGGUUCAGAUACACUCCGAGGGGGAAAAAAAAAAAAAAACAACAAAAA